AUGCAGUCGCUCACGCAGGAGAUCCAGAGCUUCUCUCGAGCCCGUCUGAAGAAGCAGUGCACCCGGGUCACGUGUCUGAGCGGCCGCCGGAUCAUUGAGACGUGGAAGGGCUCCAGCAUCACGGUGGAGGAGGACCCCGCCCCCACAGGCAGGGCUCUGGGGUACGUCCCCGACACGUCCUGGGACCUGCAGGUGGGGACUGUCAGACCCUACCUGCUGCUGGGCUCCCAAGACGCUGCCCACGACUUCACUACACUCCAAAAACACAAGGUGUCUCACAUCCUGAAUGUGGCUUUCGGAGUGGACAAUGUUUUCCCGGAGCUCUUCAUCUACAAAACCGUCAGCAUUCUGGACCAGCCCGACACAGACCUGACCCUUCAUAUCCAGGAAUGCUGCGACUUCAUCACACAAGCCCAGAACGAGAAAGGUGUGGUUCUGGUCCACUGCAACACCGGCGUGUCCCGGGCGCCGGCAGUCGUGGUCGGGUACCUGAUGUCACAUGACGGCCUGUCCUUUGAAGACGGGCUGUCAUUGGUCAGAACAGCUCGCCCUAACUCGGCCCCUAACCCUGGAUUUAUGGAGCAGCUGCAGAAGUACCAGAGACCUGCAGCCAACGGCCUCCACUAG
Messenger RNA from Knipowitschia caucasica, 627 nucleotides. Lineage: Eukaryota; Metazoa; Chordata; Actinopteri; Gobiiformes; Gobiidae. The record is from the annotation of a GenBank genome assembly.